AUAUAUAUAUAUAUAUAUAUAUAAAUUAUAACAUAUAUAGUUCAUUCCAAGUUACCAACCUCAAGAGUCUUCCAUCAGCUUUCUCUAUCCAUGGCAAUCAUUCUUGUCCUCUUUUCGUUGGGAUGUCUGUUUAUGAACUCUGAAUCCAUCAGCCGAUGCGAUUUCCCAGAUGGGUUCAUCUUUGGAACCGCUUCUUCGGCCUAUCAGUUUGAAGGGGCUGUGGAUGAAGGAAACAAGGGAGCUACCAUAUGGGACACCUUCUCAAAGCAGCCUGGAAGGAUUUUGGACUUCAGCAAUGCGAAGAUGGCUGUUGAUCAAUAUCAUCGGUUUGAGAGUGAUAUAGACUUGAUGAAGGACUUGGGAAUGGAUGCUUACCGAUUCUCAAUAUCAUGGUCAAGAAUCUUUCCAAAUGGAACAGGGGAACCAAAUCCAGAAGGAAUAGGAUACUAUAACAACUUGAUAGAUUCUUUACUGGAAAAAGGGAUUCAGCCCUAUGUGACUCUGUAUCAUUGGGAUCUUCCGCAGAUUCUUGAAGAUAGAUAUGAAGGAUGGUUAAGCAAUCAAAUAAUAGAGGACUUUGAGCAUUAUGCUUCUACCUGUUUCGAAGCGUUUGGGGAUAGAGUGAAGAAUUGGAUCACCUUCAAUGAACCUCAUGGCAUUGCCAUUCAAGGUUAUGACUUAGGGGUCCAAGCCCCAGGAAGGUGCUCUAUCCUCGGACAUGUAUGGUGUAGGACAGGAAAGUCAUCCACUGAACCGUACAUAGUAGUUCACAACAUUCUUUUGUCUCACGCGGCUGCAUAUCAUAGUUAUCAGCGUAAUUUCAAGGAAAAACAAAGAGGGCUUAUUGGGAUGGCGCUAGAUGUCAAAUGGUAUGAACCAAUCUCAGACAGUGAUGAGGACAAAGAUGCAGCAAGCAGGGCACUGGAUUUUGGACUUGGAUGGUUCCUUGAUCCACUUCUCCUGGGGAAUUAUCCUCUUUCAAUGCAGAAGCUGGUGGCUGAGAGACUACCCGAGAUCAAGCCUGAGGAGUCAAGGCUAUUGCUUGGGUCCCUUGACUUUGUAGGCAUAAACCAUUACACGACUUUAUAUGCCCGGAAUGACAGGACUCAGAUUCGGAAAUUCAUCCUGCACGAUGCUUCAUCUGAUGCUGCAGUGAUUACUACUUCACACAGGCAUGGAGUUGCUAUUGGAGAGAGAGGCACCUCUCAUUGGUUACACAUAGUCCCAUGGGGCAUCCGAAAGUUAGCAAGAUAUGUAAGAGACAAGUAUGGGAACCCACCAAUGAUCAUCACAGAAAAUGGUAUGGAUGAUCCAAAUAAAUCUCAUAUACCUUUAAAAAAAGCUUUACAAGAUGACAAGAGGAUAAACUAUCACAGGGACUAUCUGUCAAACCUAUCUGCUGCUAUAAGGUACUGGCAACCCUAAGCUGACUUCUUGGUAUGCUUUCUCUUGGAUUCACUGUGAUAAUACAUAUUUUGUUGCUCCAAAGGGAGACCCUUCUUUUAUUUCUUUUGGUUCUGUACAUGCUACUAACCAAAAACCUGAAGCAAUGCAGGCAAGACAACUGUGAUGUACGUGGUUAUUUUGUGUGGUCCUUGCUUGACAACUGGGAAUGGAACUUAGGCUAUACCAUUCGCUUUGGCUUAUAUUUUGUAGACUACCGGAAUAAUCUUACAAGGAUUCCAAAGGCUUCUGUUAAAUGGUUCAAAAGUAUACUGAGAUUGAAAAGUGAUCACAGCUAUCAGAUAUAGAACGUCAAUUAUCAUCAACAUCUCAAGCUUAUGUUGUACACAGUGUUAUUGUAAACAGAAAUCAAUGCAUUGUAUACAAGAAAGGCUAAAGCAAAACUAGGCCAAAUUUCAGGAGGGGACCAAAUAUUCAGAUUUGAGAUACAGCCCAAAUACAGGGUCUGUGAAACAUUGUAUAUAAAUUGUAAUCUAUUACGAGAGUUUGAUUCAGCUGCCUAUCCUACUGUAUUAUGGACACUAAUUUGAGUCCAUUGAAGUGAUAUAAUGUGGUUAAAUCUCAUUGCUUAAUCGAAGA
Ilex paraguariensis (yerba mate) is the source of this 2043-nucleotide messenger RNA. Lineage: Eukaryota; Viridiplantae; Streptophyta; Magnoliopsida; Aquifoliales; Aquifoliaceae. The record is from the annotation of a GenBank genome assembly.